Orycteropus afer afer is the source of this 939-nucleotide messenger RNA. NCBI's taxonomy places the organism in Eukaryota, Metazoa, Chordata, Mammalia, Tubulidentata, Orycteropodidae. The record is from RefSeq and is a predicted model, not a curated record.
AUGGAAAGCCAGAAGAAUAUCUCAGUAUUCUUUCUCAUGGGACUUUAUUAUGAUCAGAAUAUCCAACUAUUUUGCUUUGGACUCUUCUUAUUAUUCUGCUAUGUUACCCCUUUGAUAGGAAACCUUCUGGUCCUUGUAUCCAUUUGAUGCAGCUUCCUUUUUCAUUAGCCAAUGUACUAUUUCCUCAGCCACUUAUCCUGCGUGGACAUCUGUUAUACAUUCUGUGUGACACCCAAACUCAUUGGUGACCUAUUAGUGGGAACAAAAAUCAUCUCCGAUAGUGGCUGUAUGUUACAGGUCUUUUCCAUGCACUUCUUUGGAAUGAUUGAAAUCAUCAUCCUCACGGUCAUGGCAUUUGAUCGUUGUGUCGCCAUCUGCAAACCUCUCCAUUACAUGAUCAUCAUGAACAGGACAAAAUGUCAUCUCCUAGUCUUGACUGCUUGGGCUGGUGGGGCUAUCCAUUCUUUUUCCCAAUUUUCUAUGAUAAUCUGGUUGCCUUUCUGUGGCUCCAAUGAAAUCGAUCACUACUUUUGUGCUAUUUUCCCUUUGCUGAAAAUUGCCUGCACUGAUACCUACGUCAUUGGUUUCCUUAUAGUUGCCAAUUCAGGUAUGGUUGCCUUGGUAACCUUUGUUCUCUUGUUUGGGUCUUAUGUCAUUAUAUUAUUCACCUUAAGACAUCACUCAGCUGAGGGAAGACGCAAGGCCCUCUCUACUUGUGGGUCACAUAUCACUGUGGUGGUCUUAUUUUUUGGGCCUUCAAUAUUUGCCUACCUUAGACCUCCUACCACGUUCCCUGAGGAUAAAAUAUUUUCUCUAUUUUACACUACAUUUGUUCCCAUGCUCAGUUCCUUAAUUUAUACUCUGAGAAAUACAGAGAUGAAGAGGGCCAUGAAAAUGGUUUGGUGUCAAAAAGAAUAUUCAGAAGAAAAGCAAAACUGA